UCAGAAUUCACAAGGGGAAUGUAUGUUUGUGAGCGAGAGGGAAUGUGGAAUAGCGGAACAAAGAGAAUUUGCUGGAAUACAAUUAUAUACAAUUGCCAAGUUUAUCUUUUCUUAUGGUUGGAUCUAGAGAUAAGGCAUCUGCUAGGUUUUCAGUUAAACUCAAUAAUUAAUCAAUUUCAUGACGUCCUCUGAAUUCUCUUUCUGUCUUUUAUAGUUGACAGAUUAGCAUGCUUUUUUCUUUUUAAAUUUAGUAUAUUUUUCUAAAACUUGCGUUUACAAUCCUUGUUAACAUUUUAAUGACGAAAAAAGAGGUGCUAGUUACCAGGAAAUUAAGGUUGUAGUCUGGUAGGGAUAAAUGAAGGAUUGCAACAGAGCCCUCCGACUGCAGAUCAUGGAGGGGAGCCGUAGCCAUGGGAGAAUGAACAGUGCCAUAAGGCUACCAAACGAAGAAUAUGAUUGCCUCCUCCCUCCCUCCUCCUCUUCUUCCUCCUCAUCUUCACUUCACCCUCAGAUAUCUAUGGCUCCUUGUCAUGCUAGCCAAGACCUUCCACUCUCAUGGAGCCAACUAUUACUGGGAGAAUCGUAUACUGAUGAAGAGAAAUUUGGUUUGGCAACAACUCUUGAUAGGAGAAAAAUGGAUAACUGUUGGGAAGAACAAAUGGUAAACCCAGCCAGAUUUGCUUUGGCUGGCAUCCAGCAAGAAUUCUAUGGAAAAGUUCUACCGGCUUCUUUCUCUUCCACUUUAAGCAAGAACAUGUUCGAAUUCUCAAACAAGAAUAAUAUGUAUAUUCAGCUAGCUAAUAGUUCAUCUGAGUGCAACAGCAUAAGAACUGGUACAGCUCCGAAGAAGGCUAGGUUUCAAGGUUCCUUCUCAACUCAAUCCACUUUCAAGGUAAGGAAGGAGAAAAUAGGUGAUAGAAUAACUGCACUUCAUCAGCUUGUUUCCCCCUUUGGAAAGACUGAUACGGCUUCAGUAUUGCUAGAAGUCAGUGGCUACAUCAGAUUCCUACAGAGUCAAAUUGAGGCUCUGAGCUUACCCUACUUGAGCAGUGCUCCAGGGAACAUGAAGCAUCCUCAAACUGGAAGAAACAACAAUGAGGGAGAGAAGAAGGAUCUGAAGAGCAGGGGAUUAUGCCUUGUUCCAGUUUCCUUCAUCCUGCAAGUAUAAGGAAGCAACAGCAUGGCGGAGUUCAUUAGGGAGCAUUCGAAUAUACAGAUACACAGGUGUGAUAGGUUCUCAGAAUGCUUGGAGCGUAGUAGAUAUGCAUGCAUAACAUCAGUAGCAGUCACUAUGAAUGAAGAUUGAUUGCUCCUGAUAGUAUGCAUAAGCUAUAACUAAGAAACAAAAUUUCCAAGUCAGCUAAGAACCAAGCAGGAACUUAAGCAUUAAUUCCCUAAUCGCCUAUGAUUUAUGACUCCCUCCCCCUUUGUUUAACCUCUGAGAACAUUGAUGUUGUACAUGUUCUUAUUCGGUGUGAUCGUAUUAAAUUUCUAGAAUUGGGAAGAA
This is a messenger RNA of Zingiber officinale, 1507 nucleotides long. RefSeq names its product transcription factor bHLH68-like. The transcript has 7 exons. Lineage: Eukaryota; Viridiplantae; Streptophyta; Magnoliopsida; Zingiberales; Zingiberaceae. The record is from RefSeq and is a predicted model, not a curated record. Bases 356 to 1168 code for a protein of 270 amino acids. Gene Ontology annotation, molecular function: protein dimerization activity; RNA polymerase II cis-regulatory region sequence-specific DNA binding; DNA-binding transcription factor activity, RNA polymerase II-specific. Gene Ontology annotation, cellular component: nucleus. Gene Ontology annotation, biological process: regulation of transcription by RNA polymerase II.